CUACCUACUGAUUCCUUCAACAACAAGCCAUGGGAAGUAGGCGAGAGUGGUGCAGUGGGUGUGGGCUGCAGCUGCUUGUCCCAACAGACGCGACGGCGGUUCGCUGUGUUGUGUGCCAAGCCAUCACCAGGUUUCCCUACCCACCACCGCCGGCAGCCCCUUUUGUAUAUGGCGGGAGUAGUUACUGUUCUCGUCCACCGCCACCUUUAUCCCCUCUUGCUUCUGCUUUUGGGAGAAAGCGGGCGGUGCUCUGUGGAAUCAACUACUAUGGCAAACCUUACAGGCUCAAGGGCAGCAUCAACGAUGUCAAGUGCAUGAACUACUUUCUACUCAACAAAAUGGGUUUUCCUCCUGAUUCCGUCCUUCUCCUCUCAGAAGAGGAGACCAAUCCACUAAAAACUCCGACCAAACGAAACAUCCGGUUGGCUCUGAAAUGGUUAGUGGAAGGUUGUCAGGCAGGGGACUCGCUUGUGUUUCACUUCUCAGGUCAUGGGACGACUGAACCCGACUACGAUGACGAUGAAGUUGACGGGAACGACGAGGCACUUUGCCCUCUAGAUUACGAGACAGAAGGCUUCAUCAUCGAUGACGAGAUCAAUGGCACCAUUGUAAGGCCCCUGCCUUAUGGAGCCAAGCUUCACGGGAUUAUCGAUGCUUGCCAUAGCGGAACUGUUCUUGAUCUGCCAUUUGUUUGCAGGAUGAACAGCUGGUUGUGCAAAGUAAAAUAUAGGGAAGGGUAUUACAUUUGGGAAGAUCAAACUCCAAGAGAAAUUUAUAAAGGAACAAGUGGUGGAUUAGCUGUCUGUUUUAGCGCCUGUGAUGAUCAUCAACUUUCUGAAGAUACAACGGCUUUUACUGGAAGCAAGGUGAUGACAGGGGCAAUGACAUAUAAUUUCAUACAAGCAGUUCAAAAUGAACCAGGAUUAACGUAUGGACGAUUGCUUAAUUGCAUGAGAAAUGCAAUUCGUGAGUCAAAAUCAUCUGGUGGGCUACGCCUAAAUGGUCCCAUUGCUUCUAUUCUUAAUAAACUAGUCUUCACCUCCAACAAUUCUUCUGGGGAGCCACAGUUGUCUUCGUCGGAGAAAUUUGACAUCUACUCUACCAAGUUUAUACUGUGAAUGCUUGUGUUAUAACGUCUACUUUAUUUUGUGUACGAUAUAACAUCGAUGAAGCCAGCCAAGAACAAUGGAGCGAUGUACUUCAUAAUUAAGACUUUACCGUAUGUAUAUAUAUAUAUAUAAUCCAUUUCUGAAAAUGGGAAGCAAACAUUACAAGUUAUGGCA
Messenger RNA from Carica papaya (papaya), 1283 nucleotides. It is a transcript of the gene MC3, whose product is annotated as metacaspase 3. Gene Ontology annotation, cellular component: cytoplasm. Lineage: Eukaryota; Viridiplantae; Streptophyta; Magnoliopsida; Brassicales; Caricaceae. The record is from RefSeq and is a predicted model, not a curated record. Gene Ontology annotation, biological process: proteolysis. Gene Ontology annotation, molecular function: cysteine-type endopeptidase activity.